CCGAUCGAACGGACAUUUGCGUCAAACCAGACGGUAGCGAAGAGGAGCAACACCUUGAGUUCCCCAUCGACAACCAAGUCUCCGCUACCACUCUGUUGCUCGCUGAAUCGGCAUUGCUUAGCGCUUCAGUGCAAGUCAUUUUCCCAUUCCGACAUCGGAGUCCCAACAAUUUUUUUUUUUAAAUUGAUUCAUCACUAUUCGCUAUGCGAGUCGGACGUGGCGCGAAUGGCUCACGACGACACACAGAUCCACCACGAGGAUCGAUUGCAGUUGGUGAAGCACAAAACGAGGAACCGACCGGGUUAAUGACGAGGGUUUAUGGUCGGGAACGGUUGGUGUUUUCGAGACAGCAGAUCUGUGACGACCUGUUGAAUUCAUUACCGAAACUACACGCAGCACUACGCAGUAACCCGUCCAGGAACGAGCAGCUCUGGAGACGUACGUCGAGUGUCAAGGCAAGAAUCAGCACGUUCGAGUUGGUGGGGAUGCCACCGAAUGACGGCGGCGCGGACGGGGCGGAAGUGCAUUAUGCCGUCGCGGCGUCAACCAAGUUGAAGUGCCAUAUGAACGAGGUACUCAAUGUGCUUGUGAGUCAGAAGACGAGCGACUAUGAGGCGACGAUGCAGGCGAUGAGUGGUAAGCGAUUCGAAGGAGGAGAAGUGUUGUAUCGAGAACGGUGUCGCCUGGUACCCAAUGGAGUCAAGGGCCCCGGGACUCAAGCGCUUCUGGGCGUUCAGAUGGCCGCGUUCCGUCCGAGUUGGCAGCUCCGCUUGGCUCCGAGUCAUCUCUGUCACCCGGAGCAUCCGAGUUCACAGAGACUGUGCUUUGCGUCGUUAACGCAUCGAUAUUCGGAAUCCGAUCGAGCGGUACACGUCAUGAAGACGCUACCGAAGCGAGUACACGACCAGGUUAUCCCUCGAGAGUACCGUUCAGCACUUCGACGGGAUGUCGAUCACCUCGGAAUCGCGUAUGACAUAGUAUCCGAGACCAUAGAAGGACGGCAAAUGACGAGAGUAUUCGUGCAUGCGUACGUGGCUGCUUCUAGUCUGGAGAACUCUGGGUAUUCUCCAGCUCUGGAUCAUCGCAAUGGUCGGCCACGUAGCCGUACGUCACCUGAACCCUGGGAAGACAGAGGACCCUGUAUUGUCAAUCCAGAGUCCAAGCACGUGCUGGACUUACUGACGCAGCAGCUAAACGAGUUCGAACGUGUUAUUCGACGUCGUCGCCUUGGUUUCCAGUCAUUCAUCUACUUCCAGCCUUCUGUGAGCCUUCAAAGCGGCGAGUCUAGCUACCCUCUACUCUCCAAUAUUUGUCAUAUCUGCGUCAAGCGCUUUUCGCUCUUCCGACGCGAGUUCUAUUGCCAAAUUUGCGGUCAUCUGGCGUGUGGAGAGUGCUCUCAACUCUAUGAAGUCGAAGCUAGGAUCGGCCAAGUGCGUAUGAAUCGAGUGUGUCUGAACUGCGUCGUUCAUGUCGACUCGUGCACUUUCGCGGAUGAAGACAUCAUCGCAGCACUGGGACCUACCGUCGUGUCUUUGAGGAACAAAACACAGUGGGCUGAGGUCUUUGGAAGUGGGGAUGUCGAUGACGAUAGUGAUACCGUUCUCAAGUCAUCAUACGCUGGUUCAGUGGACGACGUUGAUUGUGUUUCCUAUUCAAAAGAUGUUGGCGGGCGUUGUGGUCUGGUACAGCUUAGUCACGUCUUGCUGGGAACGAAACAAAGCGGUCGAUAUCAAUGGAAACCAGGGCAGUCUGCAGCGCGAGAAAGCGUUCAGACACAACUUGAGCGGUACGUGAAUCGGACGCUUCGUGAUUCAGAGCACAAGUAUCAAUCGUCGAGCUUGAAGACCGCGGAUCUUGUACGUGACUAUCGCUACACGUUCGACGCGAUACAAACAACGCUUGAAGGACAUCCGCUGCCACCGACGCCGUCUCCAGCACGUGAAGCCCGUCGAUUGCACCACAUUCAAGCGUCGGGGGUUCUAGAACCAGAGUACGAUCACUCCGCGUUGGAUCUACUGGCUCAAGUGGCAGCCGAGCGUCUCAACUGUCCCGUCGGCUUCGUGUCUCUCGUGGACGAGACCUUUUUCCAUUCCGUUGGAACGUAUCCACCUCGUACCUUCGGCCUGCAAGCGCCUCGAACCGAGAGUAUGUGUGCACACACAGUCUACGUGGACAAACCGCUGGUGAUCAAGAACGCACAGUGCGAUCUCCGCUUCGCGCAACUUCCCGUCGUCCGUGACCACGGCAUUCGUUUCUACGCCGGCUUCCCGAUUCGGGCACCGGACGGGUCUAUCGUGGCUUCAUUGUGCACUUCGGAUCGCGUUCCACACAACAAUAUUUCAUCAGCAGACUACGCAGUCAUGCAGACGCUGGCACGGAUCGCGUCUCAGCUCGUAGCGCCACGGAAUCGCGUGGUGGGCGUUCCGUAUCAGCCACGAGUUCGUUCGAACUCGAACUGUAGAAUGACGCACAGAACUCGCAGUCGUAGUCGUAGUCGAAGUCAAAGCAAGAGAGAACCUGCAGUCACAACAAUGCAGUUAGAUACCAUCCACAGCGGAAAAUACUGCGUGUGAGACUAGACUUUAAAAAAAUGUUUAUAUAAAAGAAAUUUACGCGACGUCCACA
Messenger RNA from Phytophthora nicotianae INRA-310, 2625 nucleotides. RefSeq lists its product as hypothetical. The transcript has a single exon. NCBI's taxonomy places the organism in Eukaryota, Oomycota, Peronosporomycetes, Peronosporales, Peronosporaceae. The coding region runs from base 204 to 2573 and encodes 789 amino acids. The record is from RefSeq and is a predicted model, not a curated record. Gene Ontology annotation, molecular function: metal ion binding; protein binding.